Molecule: messenger RNA, 2222 nt
Organism: Lethenteron reissneri (Far Eastern brook lamprey)
Lineage: Eukaryota; Metazoa; Chordata; Hyperoartia; Petromyzontiformes; Petromyzontidae
Gene: GPAA1
Product: glycosylphosphatidylinositol anchor attachment 1
Biological process (GO): attachment of GPI anchor to protein
Cellular component (GO): GPI-anchor transamidase complex; membrane
Source: RefSeq, a predicted model, not a curated record
GCGUCGCCCGCGGAACCUAACGGACGUCUUCGGUUGUCCCUGCCGAGCGCGCUGUUCGUGGCCUGCAGCGCCACGCGGAGUCGCUCCCCCGUCCCCCUCGACGCCUGCCGCUGCGCCCCGACCGCUUCUCUCUCUGCACGCGCGACAACAAACAACGGCCUCGUCCCUCUCAUACAAAUCCCGAGACAUCGAGCGAGACUUGCCGCGGUCAAUUGGGUUUCCCAGUCUGCUUACGCGACCUCGCCCUGUCGCCGUCUCCCAUUGGCCGGCAAUCGAAGACGUCACCUGGCGGAGAACGGCACGGAAGACGCGAGUCGCCAUGGGUCUCCUGUCCGACCCAGUGACGAGGAAGAAGUUCGUGGGCCUGCUCCUCCGAAACAACACCAAGCUGUGCGCACUGAGCUACGUGGCGGGCGUGGCGUGGUUCCUGGCGCUGGCGUACGAGCCGCUCAACGCGCGCACCUACGUCUCGGAGAACGCCCUGCUGCCCGGCCUGGUGGACGGCCACUACUCGGACGGCGGCGAUGCCAUCGCCAUCGCCAGGGAGCUUGCGGCGCACAAGGCAGAGCGAGACGGCAUGCCGGUGGAGUGGCUGGUGCGUGCGUUGGAGCAGCGCGGGCUGGAGGUGCACACCCAGACCUUCUCCCGCGUGCUGCCCUUCCCGGACGAGCUGCGAGAACGCUACAUGGUGCGCGGCACCAACGUGUACGGCAUCGUGCGGGCGCCACGCGCCGCCAGCACCGAGGCGCUGGUGUUCACCGUCGCCUUCCAGCCCGGGGAGCACAACAACCAGGCGACGGGGCUCGCCCUGUCGCUCGCCGCCCACUUCCGCAGGCAGGUGUACUGGGCCAAGGACAUCAUCUUCCUCUUCAACGAACAUGAUCAGAUCGGCAUGCAGGCGUGGCUGGAGGCGUAUCACGACACCAACCUCACCGGCAUCUCAUCGUCGGUGAUGCGAGGCCGAGCGGGCUCCAUCCAGGCGGCGCUCACGCUGGAGAUGAGCAGCGAUGUGCUCACGAGCCUCGACCUGCAUCUGGAGGGCCUCAACGGGCAGCUGCCCAACCUGGACCUCGUCAACCUCGUCCACGUCAUCUGCGGAAAGAAGGACAUGCUGUGCACCAUCCAGGGCCAGCUGAUGCACCAGGACGGCGAGUCGUGGGAGGGCUACGUGCAGAGCCUGCGCACCGUGAUGCUCAUGGCGCUCAACCAGGCCUCGAGCCGCCCCACGGGCGACCACAGCCUCUUCCUGCGCUACCGCAUCGAGGCGCUCACGCUGCGCGGCAUCAACAGCCUGCGCUCGCGCAAGAUCGGCGCCACCACGGUGGGCGGGUUGCUGGAGGGCAUCUUCCGCAGCCUCAACAAUCUGCUCGAGCGCUUCCACCAGUCGUUCUUCUUCUACCUGCUGCCCUGCCUGCACCGCUACAUCUCCAUCGGGCACUACAUGCCUGCCUUCGGCUUCAUCAUCCUCGCGCCCAUGCUCAAGAUGGUGGAGCUGUGGAUCCAGCUGGGACAGGAGGAGGAAGGGUCGAACGGGACAGCGCGGCGCGCCGAGCCGGCGGAGAGCCAGUCGGUGCUGCUGUUCCUGGCGGCUCCCAUCACCAUCUGCCACGCCACGGGCCUCGCGCUGCUCUACUUGCCCACGCUCGCUCAGCACGAGGCGGCCGACUACUUCGGGGUGUCCGAGACGGAGGCCGUCACCUUCACCACGCUCGCCAUUUACCUAGCCGGCAUGGCCCUGCCCCACCAGACUCACCGGGUUCUGCUGGGCUCGGGGACGCGCCGAGGCUGGAUGACGCUCAAGUGCGUGACCCUGAUGUACCUGUCGGUGCUGCUCGCCAGCAUCGCGCUUAUCAACUUCUCCCUGGGCUUCCUGCUCGCCGUCGCCAUGGUGCCCAUCGCCACCUUCAUCACGCCGUCCCGUCGCUGGCUCCUGCAAGUGGCGCUCCUGCUGCUGGCGUCCCCGGCUGUGCUGCUGCUGGUGGCGCUGGCGCUCCGCUGGGAGCUGCUGGAGGUGCCGUGGCAGCCGCUGGACGCGUGGCUCGCGCUGCUGCAGGCCCUGGCCGAGGCGGUGCUGGACCACCAGCUGUACGGCGCCCUCGCGUUCCCCCUCGCCGCACUCGCCGUCUACCCCUGCUGGCUCAUGCUGUGGAACGUGCUCUUCUGGACGUGCUGAGCUCGAUUGCACCCAUAGACCCACCCACCCCCCCCCGGACCCCUGUCCC